CUUUUCUUUGCCAGGUUCAACUUGUCCUUAAUCCAUGUGAAGACCUGUUGGAAACACAUUCUAGAAACUCGAAGAUUUUCCGUGUCCUAAUAAAUUCUGUGGUGUUCAAGAAGAGCCUGCCCAAAUGAGCAAGACAUCCCAGCAGAACACGGCGACAGAUGCGAACGGGGUAAGCGUGAUCCACAGCCAAGCACACGCCAGUGGUUUGCAGCAGGUUCCGCAGCUGGUGCCCGUGAGCCCCGGCGGCGGAGGCAAAGCUGUGCCUCCGAGCAAGCAGGGAAAGAAGAAUUCCUUUGUGGAUAGGAACAGCGAUGAGUAUCGCCAGCGCCGGGAGCGCAACAACAUGGCAGUGAAAAAGAGCCGGUUAAAGAGCAAGCAGAAAGCACAAGACACGUUGCAGAGGGUCAACCAGCUCAAGGAAGAAAAUGAACGGUUAGAGGCAAAAAUUAAGCUCCUGACCAAGGAGCUGAGUGUACUGAAAGACUUGUUCCUGGAGCACGCGCACAAUCUUGCAGACAAUGUGCAACCUGUUGGCACUGAAACCACCACGACAAAUCCAGAAAGCAGCGCACAGUAGACACGGUCAUGAAACGAACUCCCGAGGUGCAGCCUGUCUGUGCUGCCCACGCAGUGACCGAGCAAAAACUGUUCUUCUAAGCGUUAUUUUGUGGAGAUUUUCUUUUUAGGUUUAACACUGAAGAUUUGAUACAACUAAAGCAUAAUUUUAGAGUACUUGUUUUAAAGUGUUAAAUAUUUUUCUUCUCUAUAAGGUUUGGCUAAUAAAUGCAGAUAAUAUAAAUUCACAGUCAACAAGGAGCUUAAUAUUAGAGCAAUAGCAU
Nothoprocta perdicaria is the source of this 839-nucleotide messenger RNA. It is a transcript of the gene CEBPG, whose product is annotated as CCAAT enhancer binding protein gamma. Lineage: Eukaryota; Metazoa; Chordata; Aves; Tinamiformes; Tinamidae. Bases 125 to 577 code for a protein of 150 amino acids. Gene Ontology annotation, biological process: regulation of transcription by RNA polymerase II; DNA-templated transcription. Gene Ontology annotation, molecular function: DNA-binding transcription factor activity, RNA polymerase II-specific; RNA polymerase II cis-regulatory region sequence-specific DNA binding. The transcript has a single exon. The record is from RefSeq and is a predicted model, not a curated record.